Hippocampus comes (tiger tail seahorse) is the source of this 2533-nucleotide messenger RNA. It is a transcript of the gene arl8bb, whose product is annotated as ADP-ribosylation factor-like 8Bb. Bases 512 to 1036 code for a protein of 174 amino acids. The record is from RefSeq and is a predicted model, not a curated record. The transcript is spliced from 7 exons. Gene Ontology annotation, cellular component: lysosomal membrane. Gene Ontology annotation, biological process: anterograde axonal transport; protein transport. Gene Ontology annotation, molecular function: GTP binding; GTPase activity. NCBI's taxonomy places the organism in Eukaryota, Metazoa, Chordata, Actinopteri, Syngnathiformes, Syngnathidae.
AUACUGGAUGACCGCCGCGUGUCAACAUCAUUCAGGUUCACUGCAGCGAUAGCAUCCGGCGUUGGAAUCAGUGAAUAGUGGAUCUGCAGGGCCCGCUUUCAUCACCAGUGAAAGUCUUCCUGGAAAUUGCAUCAUAAUAAGGUUAAGUGUCGUGUAUGGUGAAAUGCGCAAUAGGCACGUGUAGAUGUGCUCGUCACUUGCCAUUAGAUCCACCCUUGCCUGAAAUAAUUACUUGAGUCCAACUGUUCCGUCUGGGUGCAGCAAGGCGGAUUCGUGUCAACACGCCAGACUCGCAGUUGAGAAGUCGUGGGUUCGAAUGUUCGACUGUGAAGUUUGCAUGUUGUCCUCGUGCUUGCUUGGGUUCCUCCCAAAUCCCCAAACCACGGCUCUGAAUUGUCCCUCCUUGUGGACGUGACACCCUCACGAGGACAAACGAUAUCGAAAAGAGAGGGCAAACGCUUCUGACAAACCUUGAAGCCAUUUUUCUCGUAACAACAGAAUCGAGCAAUGAAUGUCUUCUGCAUACACAGCGAAGUGGUGUUCUGUACUCUCACUUGCCUCGAACUUCCAGACAGUGCACGUCAACACCUACGCCAAUUCGGGCCAGUUCAGUGAAGACAUGAUUCCUACCGUUGGAUUCAACAUGCGGAAGGUCACAAAAGGCAACGUGACAAUCAAGAUAUGGGAUAUAGGAGGGCAGCCCCGCUUCCGAAGCAUGUGGGAACGCUACUGUCGAGGCGUCAAUGCUAUUGUGUACAUGGUGGAUGCAGCAGAUCGAGAUAAGAUAGAAGCAUCCCGAAAUGAACUCCACAACUUGUUGGACAAACCACAACUACAAGGGAUUCCGAUUCUAGUGCUCGGCAACAAACGAGACCUAGCCAAUGCGCUGGAUGAGAAGCAGCUCAUUGAAAAGAUGAACCUGUCAGCCAUUCAGGAUCGGGAAAUCUGCUGCUACUCGGUAUCCUGCAAAGAGAAAGACAACAUAGAUAUCACCUUGCAGUGGCUCAUCCAACACUCAAAAUCACGGAGAAGCUGAAAGUGAAACUUGCGUGUGGCCCGAGCCCCGAACACUUCUGAAUCAUCCACGGUCAUCCCUCCAACUGCCUCUGUGAAGUACUUCAGUUCCUUCCGCCUACUAUCGCCGCACGCCGCGCCCGCGCCACCGGUCGCUACUGCCGUAGCUGUGUCGUCUAUUGUACAGCACUGUUCCAGCAACUCUUCUUUGGUGUCCUGAAACGUUAUCUGUGUGAGAAGGUGGAUUGUUCAUGCCCAUCACGCCUCACUGCCCGUCCUUGUGGCCAUUUGCCUCUACGCGGUUGUCAAAUGGCACCGCAGUAUUUUGUUCUCAUCAGUCCCCUAACAGCUUCACAAAUGACUGCGUGUUCGGUGUUUACAGUGCGGUGGCGGUUUUGUUCAGCGUUUGCCAAAUGAGGAUUGCGCUAAUGCCUUUAAUCGCCAAUGAACUCUUAGCGUCGUCGUCGUAAUUUGCUGUGCCUCAUUUGCUCCAAGGCUUGAAUUCAAGAUGAGUGGAAGGCAAAAUAACGAGCGCUUGCCUGCUGCUGUUGAAGGCAGCAAAAGCCCCGCAGAGUUUUAAGUGCCUUUUGGCUGAGUGAGAGCUCUAAUUAGAUGGUCGUUGCCCGGGGCUACGUCUAACACGCUGUUAUGAAAUCGUGACAGAUCAAUGUAAAUUCCUUGAUUACACAACAACCAUCUCCUGUGAAUCCGAUGGAUGAUAACCACCUUAUACCCUCAGCGGGAAGACACCCUAAGUUUUCGCCACACGAUGCAAACAAAUUGAGAAUGUGUGACAUGUCGGUCCGUUGAUGGGUUUGAACACCUCUUGCCUUUUGUGUAGCUUUAAACGUGAAGGACACUUCACAGGUUUUUUUUUUCUGUAAUAUUCUGGAGGUAAUAUGGGUGUGCCCAAAUAGCUGGUUUUAUAGUUCUGAUUUUGUUUAGGUGGAGUAACUGAAAGCUCGUCUUCGUCAAAAUCAAUCACUAAGUCACGCAGAGUGCAAAAGCGUUAGACUAUCAUUUCGAGUCUUGAUGUCUGUAAAUGUCGCAAAAGACUGACCAGUUGUCAUUCCAUUUCCUCUCGGUGGCAGGACACGUUUCUCUCUUUUAUUAAAGUGACGCUUUAAUCAUGUAUGUGAAUCUGCUCCAUGCUAGCCAGUUGGUUGCGAAUUCCAAUAACGGCCCGGAUGGCGUUUGUUCAAUUGGUCAUCUCGUCUGUGCACUCAGCAUACGCCCCUUUGUCGUCAUAUUGUCUCGUGUCUAUUGGCGAUGAGCCGAAUACGAAUCAUCAAUUUUGUAACCGCAGCAGAAGUGAUGGGCUGUGAAGUCGAAUGACUGAGCAAACUGGGAGAAUAAAAAGCUUGUGUAUAUUACAGCAAUUUGUAUGUGCAUGUGCUAACAUUAUUCACGUUCAAUUGCGGAAUUUGUAAAUAAGAAGCGGGCGUUUUUAUUCCAACAAAUGCUCCCUGAAUAUGUCAUGCAUUCUUUCCCUGUGAUUGCCAAUAAAUUUUUGUUUUUU